AUGAUAGUUGGAUGUGCAGGUGCAGGAAAAACAACUCUUCUUAGAAAGCUUCAUGGAGGAGGUAUAACAGAUGAAGAUGAACCCACUGAGACAACUAUCGGCCUUGAGGUCCAUGAAGAUUUAUUUAUUAUUAAGGAAAACAAGUUAACAGAUUUUGCGAAUGUUGACAACAGUAGAAAUCCAUAUCUUGACAACAACGUAAUAAGCAUGACAGACUUCGCAGGACAAGUGGCGUACUACGCAUGUCACCAGGUUUACCUCUCAAGAAGAGCAUUUUAUAUCGUGGUUGUCGACAUGUCUAAGAAGCUUGAUGAAGAAAGUCGAAUGUACGACACAGAUCGCCAUUAUCCAACAGGAUCUUUAUUUCACUCAUGGACUUAUGGAGACUACUUUCACUUUUGGCUGCAAACUAUAAACACUUAUUGCAAUGAUGGAAUAACACAAAAGGAUCCGAAUCACACAACAGUAAUCAAAGACUCCAGAGCGAAUGUCAAUUUUCAACCGGUAAUUCUUGUUGCCACCCAUAAAGACAAGCUG
Molecule: messenger RNA, 537 nt
Organism: Saccostrea cuccullata (small rock oyster)
Lineage: Eukaryota; Metazoa; Mollusca; Bivalvia; Ostreida; Ostreidae
Product: probable serine/threonine-protein kinase roco5
Exons: 3
Source: RefSeq, a predicted model, not a curated record